AUGGAUGAGAAAGAGCUUGAUGAGCAGCCUCUUGAGCCUUUUGUGCCUAUAGGUAGGUUCAUUGGGGGCCCAAUUCGUACGGGCUACGUUCCUUACAAGCUGUUUGUGAUCAUGCAGCUCAUGAACUUGGUUUUUCAACCGCCGGCCGAACCAUAUGUGAACUUGGACAUGUUCGCAGGGCAGUGUGCCAUUUCACGGGCUUUCCAAGCGCGUGGAUACCGAACUUGCUCGCUUGAUAUCGCCAUCGAUGAACGUGAUGACAUCUGUGAACCUUUGGGGUUCAUCCGACACCUCUAUGCUGCUAUGAACAUAGCUCCUGGUGGAUUAGCGUUCAUUGGUGUGGUAUGUUCCAGCUGGGUUGCCCUGAAUCGAGGGACGAGUGGACGUUCCCGAGACAAUCCAUGCGGUCGGGAGCAAUUCCCGAGCGUGCAGAAAGCCAAUUUAAUGCUAUCUCGCGUAGUGUUGCUCUUGACAGUGAUUAUGCACCACCGUGGGCACUGGGUCAUUGAGAAUCCCAUUUCGUCUUUGAUCGACUAUUAUCCACGGCUGGAAGAGUUCCUUCGCUACCGAGCACACUUCAAAGUGACAACAUGGCUGGGGAUGUUUGGUGCAACAACACCCAAGGCAGUUAAGUUGUUUUCUGAUGAUGGCUUCGUGCAGCACCUUGUUAGGAAACUUGAUCGAAGCAAGUUUGCACCAUCGAACACGACCAUUCGAUACCGUGAUGGAGCUGGGAAGAUGCGAUACAAAGGGUCAUCAACACUGAAGGCGACACAAACAUAUCCCCGAAACUUCGGUCGCCAUGUUGCCCUCGCUUGGGACACCUAUGCCGUGAGGAACCCUGAGUACUUGCAACUGAUCGAUUGGGAUCCCGAUCAUUGGGCUGAUGCCAAACUUGAUUCAGUAGAGGAAUGGCUCACCCAAUACUUGCGCCACCGCUCCAUCGAAAUUUGGGAGCCACACUGUUGGAGGUAG
Cladocopium goreaui is the source of this 975-nucleotide messenger RNA. Lineage: Eukaryota; Dinophyceae; Suessiales; Symbiodiniaceae. The record is from the annotation of a GenBank genome assembly.